GGCGCGGGUGGCCCCGCCCCUCAUGGGAGCCACGCCCACUGCCCCGUGUGGGCUCCGGCGGGAGCGGGGCUGAGGGCGAGGGGGUUAGCGAGCAGGAGGGACAGGGAGCAGCCUGGUUAGGGAUGAGGCACAGGUGGGACAGGGUUAGGCAGCAGGGAGGAGAGGGAACAGCCUGGUUAGGGGCUGGGCGGGAUAAGGGACAGACAGCAUGCCCGCACCAUGUCUGCCCGCCGGCCCCCGCAGGAGGGAGCCUGGGCUGCGUGUGUUUCCAAUCCCCGCACAUCGAGUUGUCGUGAUUCCCUCUGCACCCUGCUUUGGGUGCUGGACCAGCAUCUGCAAGCUUGCCUUACCUCACCUGCCUGCAGCCCCAAACCACCCCCCCCCGAGGGUGGGAAGUCCAACCCCUCCAAGCGGCACCGGGACCGGCUGAACCAAGAGCUGAACAAGCUGACGGGGCUGCUGCCCUUCCCCGAGGAUGUGCGCUCCAGGCUGGAUAAACUCUCCAUCCUCCGGCUGGCCGUGGGCUACCUGAAGGUGAAGAGCUACCUGAUGGCUACAGCUCCAAAGGUUGGCAGCUGCGUGGAUCAGCCCAGAGCCCCAGGAGGGGACAGGUGGAUGGAGCUGCAGGGUGACACGGAGCUGUUUCCUGAGGGGGAGCUGCUGCUCCAGGCACUCAAUGGAUUUGUCAUCGCCGUGACUGGAGACGGCUACAUCUUCUACAUCUCCCCUACUGUGCAGGACUACCUGGGCUUCCACCAGUCGGAUCUCAUCUACCAGAGCGUGUACGAGCUGAUCCAUGCGGACGACAGGGCCGCCUUCCGCCGCCAGCUGCACAGGAGCCCGCUGCCCGCUGCUGACACCUUUCCCGCUGAGCAGCCGCUGCUGGCCAGCCCCCAGCAGCUCCACGCUGAGAAGCAGUCCUUCGUGGAGAGGAGCUUCACCUGCCGCUUCCGCUGCCUGCUGGAUAACUCCUCGGGAUUCCUGGCCUUGAAUUUCCGCGGGCGCCUGAAGGUCCUUCUUGGGCAGCACAAGUCAGCAGCAGACAAGUCCCCAGUUGCUCUCUUUGCCAUUGCAACGCUCCUCCAGCCUCUGUCCAUCCUGGAGCUCCGGACCAAGACGCUGAUCUUCCAGACAAAGCACAAGCUGGACUUCACUCCCAUGGCCUGUGAUUCCCGGGGGAAGGUUGUCCUGGGAUACACGGAGAUGGAGCUGUGCAGGAGGGGAUCUGGAUACCAGUUUGUGCAUGCGGCCGACAUGAUGCACUGCGCAGAGCACCACGUGAGAAUGAUGAAGACGGGGGAGAGCGGGCUGACGGUGUUCCGGCUGCUGACCAAGAGGGGCGGCUGGGUGUGGGUGCAGGCCAACGCACGGCUGGUGUACAAAGGGGACAGGCCCGACUGCAUCAUCGCCCGCCAGCGAGCCCUGUCGAAUGAAGAAGGGGAGGAACAUCUCCGGAAGAGAAACCUGCAGCUGCCCUUCAGCUUUGCCACAGGGGAAGCAGUGUUGUAUGGGAAUGACCUUCCUGGGUUCUUGGACUCAUUCCAAGCCAAGGAGAAGUUGCAGACGCGAGCAAACUCCAACUCGGAGCAGCGCUUGGUGGACCCCAACUCUCUGCUUGGGGCCAUGAUGAAGCAGGAUGCAUCCAUAUACAGUUCCCAUGCCGAUAACGUGCCUCAGUUCUCCCUGCCAGGUUUGAUCCCUGAGCCUGAUGGGCUGAGCCAGAAUGAGGAGAUCAGCAAUGCCGAGGAGGACAGCGACUCCCUCCUGGUGGUCGUCGAAGCCCUCUUUGAGAAGAGCGAGGUGGACAGAAACGUCUGCCAGAGCCUCGGUGGGGGCAACGCCGAGCUGCAGCAGUGGGAGGAGGCUCUGCUCACCUUGGGGGCAGAGGAGGAGCCGCCAGCUCAGCGGCUUGGCGGGAGGCCGGGCACCAGGGUGACAUCCUGUGUGGAGCAGAUGCUCCUCAGGGAGGGUGCUGGGAAGAGCCCGGACUUCCCACGCUGCCGUGAGGAAAACAGUGCUGUGGCUCACUUCCCGCGCUGCUGGGCAGCCGAUCCAGCGUUCCCAGCACAGCCCCGGGCACUGGGCACACGGGGAGGCCAUGGGGCUGUGGGCUCUGUAGUCUCUGUCACCUCUGAGGGCAGCUCUGCCCAGCCAGAGCAGCAGGUCCCAUUUAGCCCAGCUGGGCCGGUGGCAGGGGCUGUGCUGGGUGUCCCUGUCUCCGGCAGCAAACCCUCGGCAGCACUUCAGCUGGCAAACCAGGGGUUUCAGGCAGAAGCCAGCCCCUCUGCUCCUGUAGAUAACACUGUUCCUGCUGCUCAGAGCCAGCCCGGGUGCCAGCUGCCAGACUCAGGCUGCCCACCCCCGUUGCACUCUAACACGUUGGUGACACUCUGGCACAGUGUCCCCCUCCAGGCAAACCCAGCCAGUUGCCCAUCGGAGGCUUGGAUGACCAUAGCUCCGAAGCAGCUGGAAGCUGCAGGAAUGCACAUGGAGCCCCAAACUCUGCCAGCUGGCAGCCCUGAGAGCCCCCCGGGGGCCAGGCUGUGGUUGCCACCCCCCUCCCAGUCUGUUCCUUGCCCUACCCAGGGCCUGCCCGAGUCCUUGUUCUGCGGGGACGGGAACCUCCGUGAUGCGGAGGCUGCUCUCCCUGCACGAGCAUCCUUAGGAGCCAGGCAGCUGCCAGGGCACGGCAGCUUCCCCAAACAGCCCCUGGCAGCCCAUGCGGAGCCCAGCUUUUCCUGGGAAGGGGAGCAGGCAGUGCUGCAAGAGGACAAGUGGUUCUCACAGCUGUGGCUCCCGCAGGCUGGGGCAGCCCCUCAGAGGAGCCAUGGGGCAGGGCCAGUGCACCACAGCGGGCUCCUGCUGGGCUCCAGCACGGAUCCCAGCGCCCAGCAGAUGGGCUGCGUUGUGCUGCCCGAGUGCCAGUAUGGAAAUGGCCUUUUUAGGCACGAGAGCAACUUCCUGAGGGAUGCUUCUAAAGUACUCCUUCCCCAGCAGCCAGGCGCUUUGCCUUGCCCCGCUGAGAACCACCCUGGAGCACCCUGCUCCUCACCAGGCUCGGUUCCAAGGUGCUCAGCAGCUCUCCCUGUGAAGGUGGGUGCAGGAGCACCCCCGUGCUCCGAGCAGGGCCCUGGCUGCCCAUCAGUUCCCUGCUCAGCUGGGCAGCCCCUCUGUGCCUGUGAGAUCCAGCUCAAGGUGAGGUGCGAGGGCUGCAGGACCUGAGGGGUGCCCGGCUCCUGUGGAGGGAGCGAGGGUCUGCCAGGGGUGCAGCCACACCAUCCUUUGUGGGCAGCCUGGUUUGGAGCUCACUGUGAGCCAGGAUCCCUGUCUUGGAAAGCCACCAGCAGCUGUGAGCUCUUCUCAUACCUGCCAGUGGCGCCCCGUGCUCCCUGGUCUCUCAGGAUUUUGUCUUCCAGUGCUGUCAGGCAGUCUAAGAUGAAGUGGUUUGGACUUCUUGUUCCAUGAGAAGUCUUUCAGGGAGAUACAGCUGUGCCACUGGGGAGGCUUGCGGGCCCUUGGGUCCGAGGAAGGACCCUGCUUGCUGGCACAUCCAUGGGCUUGGGGCAACCUCUUGCAGAUGGAUCUGCUGCCUCACAGGCAGGUACCACUGAACUGCUGUUUCUCAACAAAACAAUGUGGUCUCCCCAUUUCCCACGUGUGUGGACCACCCUUGUCAUGUUGCUGUUUGGUCCCCUGCAUCAUCUCUGCCUGCCUGAGCCUCUCUCCCUCCUGUGCUCUCCAUCUCCUCCAGAGACCACCCAAAUCCUUUGGAAAAGGUGUUACCAAGCACUUUGAGGAGCUCAGCAGCAUUGAAGGGUCUCAGUGGGAGGUGGAGUUGGUGGGAGUGGAGGCACCUCAGGGGUUUGGGCUUUCCAGCAGCGUUCCAGGGGAAUUUGGGAGAGGUGGGUACCAGGCGGUUGUGACCUUUCUGGGAUGCAGGGUGGCAAAGGUCCAGCCAAACUCCCCUUGGAUUUGUCACUGGCUUGUCCUUGCCUUCCUCUCCUGUGCUCUGCAGUGCCAUGGGACAGAGGAACAAUGGGGGUUCCCCCUGUGGUUUUGCCAAAGCAGCGGGAAGGAAAGGCAGGGAGGCGUGCAGUGACCACUGGCUGCCUCUCCAUUUCAGACCCACUUGGCGCCCCUCAAACCAUUGGCCUGCAGCCCAGCACAACCACUUUGUUGAAUUCCCUUUCUUUUCUAUAUUUGUAACCUAAGAUGUGAAUUAAUUGUUGUUUUCCCCACCAUGGGGCAAAUUCUGGCAGGUCCAUCAAGGAAACCCACAAAAUAAGCUGGGGAGGAUGGGGUUGAUUUGAGACCACGCUGGCUCAGAGCGUUGGGUCAGAGAGAUCAGAGUGGUUGGGGACAUUCACACCUUCCCCUCAUGCACCCAUCACCCUGAGAGGCACAUCUGCCUCACACACCAGUGUUAAGUGUUUACCAAGCAAAUUAAAUCAGGUAAUUAGUACAGGGCCAGCAACAAGCUCACGUGUCCUGGUAUGGAGUGGCCUCGUCUCCCUGGGUCUCUUCUUUCUUGUCCAGCUUUGCCUCAGCUGAUGGGGCUUGGGAAAGGUCCAGCUCCUGUCUGCAGGCUGGGAGCAGAGCGAUGCUAAAACGUGCUGGACCCCUCUAGAGUGGCCUGGAGGAGCACCUAGGACUGAGCAAGGAGCUGACUUGCCACGAUCCGGAUCCAAAAAGCAGCAGGAUGGACCCUGCUCACCGGCCCCUUGUCCUGACACCUGUGAGCUGGUGCUGGGGUGUGCCAGGGGCUCCCAGUCCUGCAAGAGAUGGGCCUUGGCGUGGGGGCUCUGCUGCUUGGGGCCACGACAGACCCCCCUGUGCUGUCCCUGGUGUCUGAUCUCUCUGUACCUCGUGGCCGUGCAGAUAAAGUCUGUUCUGGUGGCAGCGUCUCAUUUUCUGCUCCGUGAUUUCUUUGUGCUGCUGGUGGCAGCCGGAAGGUGCUGAGGAGAAAAGAGCUGUCCGGAGCCUCACCCCCUGUGUCUGGCGAUGUAUUAAAAGGCGAUUUGCUUUGUA
Messenger RNA from Corvus hawaiiensis (hawaiian crow), 5028 nucleotides. RefSeq names its product aryl hydrocarbon receptor-like. Bases 220 to 3222 code for a protein of 1000 amino acids. Gene Ontology annotation, molecular function: protein dimerization activity; nuclear receptor activity; transcription cis-regulatory region binding. Lineage: Eukaryota; Metazoa; Chordata; Aves; Passeriformes; Corvidae. Gene Ontology annotation, cellular component: nucleus; aryl hydrocarbon receptor complex. The transcript has 10 exons. Gene Ontology annotation, biological process: regulation of transcription by RNA polymerase II. The record is from RefSeq and is a predicted model, not a curated record.